This is a messenger RNA of Salarias fasciatus (jewelled blenny), 3657 nucleotides long. It is a transcript of the gene tmem102, whose product is annotated as transmembrane protein 102. The record is from RefSeq and is a predicted model, not a curated record. The transcript is spliced from 6 exons. NCBI's taxonomy places the organism in Eukaryota, Metazoa, Chordata, Actinopteri, Blenniiformes, Blenniidae. Bases 179 to 1732 code for a protein of 517 amino acids.
GUGAUUUCUGGGAUGGUGUUGCCGGGCGGAGGGGGGGGGGGGGAGAUGAGGUGGCCGGGACCUGUUGGAAAUGACAGCUGAGGAAGGCGGACUGAAGCUCGGGGAUCGCAAUAACAGCAAAGGCAGGAGAUAGCGGAGAAAAUCACCUCGCGUUGAAGGGUGUGUCAGGGUUGUAGCGAUGGAGUCCCUGAUGAGCGCGGUGGCUCCGCGCUCCCCGGCGCCCGCCAAGAAGCUGUCCGAGGUGGACUUCCGGUCGGGGGCCACGCUGGAGCAGCUGUCGGCGCAGGUGUCGGAGCUGGUGGUGCUGGAGCAGGGGGAGUUCGGGGACCAGACAGCCUUAGAAGUCCACACGGCCAAGGACUUCAUCUUCAACAUGCUCGGUUUAGUCCAGAAGGUGGACCAGCGCCUCCCGGUGGCCAACGAGUACCUGCUGCUCUCCGGCGGCGCCCGGGAGGGCGUGCUGGACCUGAACCCCGAGGACCUGGGCGACUACGCCAGGGGGGCCGACUUCGACCUGGACUUCACCCUGCUGGUGCCCGCCCUGAAGCUGCACGACCGCAACCAGCCCGUCACGCUGGACAUGCGCCACUCGCCGCCGUGCCACUCCUGGCUCAGCCUGCGCCUCUGCGACUCCAACGUCCUGUCCCGCUGGAGCGUCUGCUGCCAGGAGGAGAACGGGCUGCCCCCGGAGGAGGACGAGGAGGAGGAGGAGGACGAGGAGAUGGGUAAAGGCUCCAUCCCGUCCCUGGGCUCCCCCCAGUCCCUGGACGGGUGCUACUUCUCCCCGUCGUUAGUGACGGACUGGUUCUGGGGGGUGGUGAGCGAGGCGGUGGAGGAGCUGCGGCGCAGCCCCCAGAGAGGCAUCCCCACCCCGGAGCGCCUGGAGAGGAACGGACCCCUCACCACCAUCAUCCUUCAGGCGGGCUCCAGCCGGGUGCUGUACGACCUGCUGCCGGUGGUGUCGUUCCGGGGCUGGCCCGCCGUGGCGCAGGGCUGGCUCACCGCCAACCACUUCUGGGACGGCAAGAUCACGGAGGAGGAGGCCAUCUCCGGCUUCUACCUGCUGCCCUGCUGCUCGCCGCUGGGCGGCCGGCCCGACAGGGAGUGGAGGCUGGCCUUCUCACGCAGCGAGGUCCAGCUGAAGAAGUGCAUCCCGUUCCCCAUGGCUCAGGCGUUCCAGGCGGCCAAGGCGGUCCUGUCUCGGAUCCUGGCCCGCCCCCGGACGGGCCUCAGCCUCUACCACCUGCGCACGCUCCUCUUCUGGGCGUGCGACCGCCUCCCCGCCGCCUACCUGUCGUGCCCCGACGCCGACACCCCCGGCCGCCUCCUGCUGGGCCUGCUGGACGACCUGGCCCACUGCAUCCUGGGGAAGAACUGCCCCAACUACUUCCUGCCGCAGUGCAACAUGCUGGAGCACCUGAGCGACGGCCAGGCGCUGCUGGUGGCGCGGAAGCUGGCGCACGUGCGCUCGGACCCCAGCGAGCACCUGCGCGCCGCCCUGGACCAGGCGCAGCAGGCGGGCCAGCUGAAGAAGGAGCUGACGGGGACGUCCAACGGCCACGGCUCGCCGGGCCACCAGCCGGCCAACGGCAUCAUCUCGCCGUCGGAGGACAAGCUGGCGCAGCGGCUGCAGCAGCUGGUGACCGAGAACCCCGGGAAAUCCAUAUCGGUCUUCCUCAACCCGGACGACGUCACCCGGCCGCACUUCCGCAUCGACGACAAGUUCUACUGAGGAGCCGGACGCCGACCGGACGCGGCGGCGACCGGGGAGGGGGGGAAUCAGCCGGCUGGUCCGCCUCCAGAACCUUAACAAGCACAGCCGCCCGACUCCAAAACCAAAAACACUUUUUUUUCCUACCGGACAGAAUUCUCUCCAGGCGUCGCCGAGCCGCCGCCCUCCCCGUAACGAGCUGGCCUUAAUGAGACUCAUCAGCUGGUGCUACAAAGACGAGGGCCGGCUGCAGUCCAGCGGAGACCGACGCAGCGCGCGUGUGUGUGUGUGUGUGUGUGUCUGUGUGAGCGUACGUUUCCACACUUUACGUCUAAAGGCGGCGGGAGAAAGGCUUCUUGAUUGCUGCGUCUCUCUUCAGGUGUGUGACGGCUGGUCUAGAAGGGAAAAACAAGGUGUGGCUGAUGUAACUGAAUGUAACGUCGUGAGGAGAUCUGCAGUCUUUCAACACUCCCGUUUCUCUUUCAACUACAUUUUAGCCCGUUUUUUUUUUUUUCCUCCCCCCGCAGAUCCUCACGCCUCGAUUUGUGGCGUCUUUUUCCCCCCAUUUUCUUCUUUUUUUCGUCCUAAUCUCUCUCAGGUAUGCACAACCUUGUUUUAAUGUCUGCGGUUCCCUUUUUUAGAAAAAAAAAAGAAGUCUUUAACUGCAUUUCAUGUCGCUUGCAUUUCACGGGGUGAUGGAAUGUACCAAAGAGCUGCAUUCGGUGGGUUUGGCACAGAGACACGUUUCAGUACAUCCCUCAGCGUCGGAUUUCGUUCCCGUUCGACCUGCUGAUUGAUGGUCCGAGUGUUAAUUUGUCGUCUUUUCCGUUCAUUCAUUCCAACGGAAUCGGAAAGUCUUUCAUAUCAUGUUUUAGUCGUUAGCUGCUGUGGGUUCAGGCUUAUUUCAACUUAACGACGCAAUAUUGAGCAUACGAGCCUGUUAUUUGACAUCAGCUUCAUCCGUUUGCUUUUGGAGCAGGCCUCCUCUUUAAAGAGCUCCAUCUCAUCAGCUUUUCACGUAGUCGCUGCUAUGUUUUUAAUCUAAUCUGACCUGUGCAGAAUUCUUUUGAAAUGAUUUCAAGGUCAAACGGUUAAAUCAUCCAGACAGUGUUAGCAGGUCAUCCGUACAGCAGCGUUUACGUCGUGUGUUCAGUGCGAAGAUCCAGCCGACGGGAGGCUUUCAGACCAAGUGUACGCAGACUAAGUUUCAUUUUAAAGACUUGCUUCUGAGAACCGUCCGCCGUCUCCUCUGCUUGGUUGAUCUUUUUUAAUGAGCUUCUUGUGCGGAGUUUGCGGAGAGAUGAACCGCGCAGCGGGACGCAGACGGACACCUGGGUGCCGAACGCCAGACUCUCCCCUCAGCGGGGGGGGGGGCGUGUUCGCCACCGGGGCCCCAUCAAGCUGUCCUCUGAGGGGGGCAAGAGGUAAAUAGAUGACAGAGGGGGGUAAGAAUAGAGGCAAACCCUUCUCUGGUUCUUAUUCUAUUUUCCUGCAAUCUCAGUUCAGUUCAAGUUGUUAUUGUAGUCCUUGGGGGGGGGGGGGGGGGGGGGGGGGGGCACCGAAUGCUCUGAGAAUGUGGUGGUUUCUCCAAAAACGAUGUUUACACUCCUGCAGCAACACUCGACUGAUUUGAUUACGAGCCGUACAGCCGGUAAAACGCCACGGCGGGAAAAAAAAUAACAAGCCAAACCCAACGAGCUGCAGUUUUCCUCACUUCCACUUCCAUUAAUUCAAUCCAGAACAAUUCAUGGGAGUUUACCCAGAGCUGCUUGUUUUUACUCUAAUGAAUCGGAGCGUCGGCGGAACGCGAUCCGCAAACAAACUCAUGUUUAAACUUAGAUUGAAUUAGUUUACCGACUUCUACAAAGCUGCUGCGUCAGGGGACGACAUUGAUGGGAAAAAAAAAGAAAAAGCACACAGUUUGUGACAGGUUUGCUUGAAUAUCA